AUGAAGCAGCAAGUACUGUGUAUCCUAGCAAUUGCCAUCGUUGUGGCUAUAAAUGUAACCACAGCUAAAGAUAAUAAACAAAUCAGAAGAAAAGCCAAUAGAUCCAUUGCGAAAUAUGAAAAUAAUAAACAAAUCGGAAGAAAAGCCAAUAGAUCCAUUGCGAAAUAUGAAAAUUUGACUCAUCAUCAAGGGGAUAUUAUGAAUAAAUAUCUGGCCAAAUUAAAUGAUUAUCUUAGUGAAAUGGUGCAAAAAUAUGGCAUUGAAAGAAACAAUUUUCAAUUCGACCCAUCAUGUUCGUUGUCGAACUAUCAUGAACCUCACCGUAUGGCUACCACUUACAAAGAACUUGUGGAAGAACUGACGAAAAUGAAAGAGGAAUAUGGCAAUCUUUUCAACCCAAAUAAUGAAGAUCUUACUAACUAUAGAAAAACCUAUGAAGGGAUUAAAGGAAAAGAUUUGAUCCACCCCUACGAAAAUUGCUACAGUGAUAUGUUUUCAAGACACCCAAUCGACGUCAAGCACCUGAUAGACUUGAUGAAAGCUGCAGAUGAUGCAUCCUGGCUCUUUUUUAAAUAUGAUGCCAUUCUAAGGGCGUACAAAAAUUUGAGCCUUCCUUUCUAAAAGAGGAUGUGUAUCUGGUAUUUGGCACCCUGGUGUUCAUUUCACUAUGAGGAAAACGUUUAUUAAUGAACUAAUUAUUUGCAAUAUUUAUAACAUAAAAUUU
Heterobilharzia americana is the source of this 724-nucleotide messenger RNA. Lineage: Eukaryota; Metazoa; Platyhelminthes; Trematoda; Strigeidida; Schistosomatidae. The record is from the annotation of a GenBank genome assembly.